Molecule: messenger RNA, 2986 nt
Organism: Bacillus rossius redtenbacheri
Lineage: Eukaryota; Metazoa; Arthropoda; Insecta; Phasmatodea; Bacillidae
Gene: Phb2
Product: prohibitin-2
Exons: 1
Coding region: 1068-1961 (297 amino acids)
Biological process (GO): mitochondrion organization
Cellular component (GO): mitochondrion; membrane
Source: RefSeq, a predicted model, not a curated record
AAGAUGCAAGUUGCUAGUAAAUUCCCUAAAAAUGUAGGUUUUUCGCAAUUUUACAGUUUUUGAGGGUAAUAAUUAAAUAUGGAACGAGUGAAAUAUAAUUUUAAAUACAGUUUCAUCGUAAUGCGACGUGUAGGUACGACAUUAAAUGCGCUAUAAAAUAGCUAACCCCUCUUCGACCCAAAGUUUGUGAUCAAUAAGUAGAUCAGUUAUUGAACCUAUUAUAUAUGUAUUUCGUAUAGGUAAUUUGAUACAUUACAUGGAAUUUAUCUCAUUACUAAGUACCUACUAUUAAUUUAAAAUAAUCGACUGCAAUGGAAUAAUGACCACUUUUAAAUGAUUUGUGUGGGUUUGUUAUUAUUGUAGUCGUAUUCGUUCAUUACGAGUUUUAGUUGUGUCUUUACUGUUGAUAUUUCAGAUUCAAUGCAAUUAAAUAAUUAACUUAGUACACUGCCACUUUUCUGCUGUCAACGUACGUCGUCUGCUAACAAAGCACUGUUUGCCCACCAUUCUGUCAAAUUCAAUUGGAAUCAAAGAUGGCCUCCCACUAGCAGUCUAUAUAUCUCUAGGUCGUUGGGAAAAGAUCCUUUCCUAAUUUUUGGUAAGCGUAAAUACACUACGUCUAAUAGAAACACCAACUCCCUGAUACAGCAAGUAAAUUAUAAACCAAAUGAUGGUUGCGUCAACUAGUCAAUGCGUAAACAAAACACUAAACAGACCUACAAGCUGGUUGAUUUUACAACCAUCUGGCAGGCAUGGAAAUGAACCAUAUACUUUUGACACAAAUACAAAAAUUAAAAUUUUUUAGAUUUUGUCAUCUGCUUUAUAAAACUUGAAAUUUUGAGUAAUAAUCUGGAAAAAAGAAAAAUACAUUUGUUUGUGAAACUUAUAAGAAAACGGAAAAUUUUAGAUGCCGUAUAGAGAAUUUUAAUAUUACUCUGUUGUUUACAUUGCUGUUGCAUCAACUUCAAGCGUCAACUGUUUUUGUCUAGCCUUGCCGUAAUAAAACGAACGACACUCGUUUAAUAAAAUAUUUCAAUCGAAAUAAUAGGAGGUAUUGUACUUUUAAAAUGUCGCAGAAUAGGUUAAAUGAUUUAGCUAGUCGCUUCAUGAAGAAUCCAAAAGGCGUAGGAACAGGAAUGAAACUUUUAGCAACAGUAGGCGUUGCUGGAUUCGGCGUCGCGCAGUCUAUGUUUACAGUGGAGGGCGGUCACAGAGCAAUCAUAUUCAGUAGGAUCGGAGGCAUACAGAAGCAGAUCCUGGCCGAGGGUCUCCACUUCCGCAUCCCGUGGUUCCAGUACCCCAUCAUUUAUGACAUCAGGUCCCGGCCGCGCAAGAUCUCGUCACCGACCGGCAGCAAAGACCUUCAGAUGGUGAACAUCUCUCUGCGCGUGCUGUCGCGGCCCGACGCGUCCAAGCUGCCCGAGAUGUACCGCCAGCUGGGGCAGGACUACGACGAGAAGGUACUUCCGUCUAUCUGCAACGAGGUUCUUAAGAGCGUGGUGGCCAAGUUCAACGCGUCGCAACUGAUCACUCAGCGGCAGCAGGUGUCGCUGCUGGUGCGGCGCGAGCUGGUGGAGCGCGCGCAGGACUUCAGCAUCAUUCUGGACGACGUGUCCAUCACGGAGCUGAGCUUCGGCAAGGACUACACGGCGGCCGUGGAGGCGAAGCAGGUAGCUCAGCAGGAGGCUCAGCGUGCAGCCUUCGUGGUGGAGCGCGCCAAGCAAGAGCGCCAGCAGAAGAUCGUGCAGGCGGAGGGUGAGGCGGAGGCUGCCAAGAUGCUGGGGCAGGCCAUGGGCAAGAACCCGGGCUACCUGAAGCUGCGCAAGAUCCGCGCUGCGCAGAACAUCGCGCGCACGAUCGCAAACUCGCAGAACAGGGUGUUCCUCAGCGGCAACAGCCUCAUGCUCAACAUCAGUGACCCGGAGUUCGACAACCUCAGUGAGAAGCUGAUCAGGAAGUAGCCCGAGCCGGAAAGUGUAGCAGCCGCCUCUCAGACACAUUUGGAAUGCUGAACUUAUCUGCUCUGUGCUGAGUUGUUUUUCUCUAUUAAAGCCAACUUUAUAGUAUAAAAAUUUUUUUGGAGAUUGUUUAGUUUUGUAACUUUUAAUAUGAUAGUAUUUAGUUUGAAAAUAUUACAUUAUUGUUCAUUACUCAUUAGGUAUAUUUCUUGCAAUUUCAUCAUCAAUAGUACCCCCAAUCAUGUACCAAGAAUUUUAAUGUUAAUUAUUCUUAGGUCUGUAAGUACUUCAAGGAAUUUUUGAGAGAAUUUGCAACCCAAUACCAUAACAAUAUUGACACUAACAUGGUGGUACUGAUGUCAUUAUUACCACCCCGGCAUUCUUACAGAAUGAGCGCAGGAAUGUAGUGGUAUUGAGCAGAGAACAUUCACAUGCUUAUUUUGCUUAAAAUAUGUUACUUUCUUUACUGAACUAUUGAUUAUUGUAUUGUAUGCUAAUUAUAAUAUAAAACACAAUACUGAAGAUGCAGUUCCUACAGUAUCAUACUAUAUAGUACUAUAAUCCCGCCUGGUUUAGUAUAUUUUGCAAUACAGCUUUUUAUAAUUUAGUCAUUUUAAAAUAUGAUUUUGAUAUUCUAGGUAUCAUAAAGUAUACUAUAGUCUUACCAGUUCUAGUAUAGAACAUGAUACCUUUUAAUAUAACAUCCACCGUAUCAUAUUCUAUUCUGCAAUACCAUCCGGUUUAGUAUAUUUUGCGAUACUAUAUUUGUGUAAUUUAAUUGUUUAUAAUUUUGUUAAAUAAAUUAAAUUUCUAAGUUAUUGUAAAGUAUGCUUCAGCUGUAUCUAUUCUAGGAUAGAAUCAAUACCAAUAAUGUAUUCCAUAUUUUAAUGUGAGAAACAUUUGUACUAAGCAAGCAUGUGAAUCUUCCCGUCCAAAACAUCCUAUUGCCACACUUGUACUGUGAAGACAUACGGGCAGAGCUGGGCAAAAUACUUUGAAAAUGUAUUUGAAAUACAAAUUACAAAAUA